Phytophthora nicotianae INRA-310 is the source of this 1619-nucleotide messenger RNA. RefSeq lists its product as hypothetical. Bases 42 to 1586 code for a protein of 514 amino acids. NCBI's taxonomy places the organism in Eukaryota, Oomycota, Peronosporomycetes, Peronosporales, Peronosporaceae. The record is from RefSeq and is a predicted model, not a curated record. Gene Ontology annotation, molecular function: protein binding. The transcript has a single exon.
CUUCGAAGUACUUGUCAUUUUUCGAUUUGCAGGCAAUCAACAUGGCGACCAUUGCGCGCAAGCAGAUUUCGCAGGAGACGUUCGACGAGUGCGUGGCCGAGAAUGUGGAGGACUUUGACAUGUCGCUGGAGGAAGCGGUGGCCGACACCGUGCAGCAGUUUGAGUCUCAGGGAGUGGAUCUAUCCAAUAUCAUUAAGAGCGGCGUGGCACAGACGGCUGACGGACACGAGCCUCUGCCUGUGCGGCUAAAGCGGCUGAUUUCGGAGCUGCAGAAGAUCGUGAAGCUUGAAAGCGAGCACAAUCGAAUGCUAAGCCUCGUUGCGGAGUUGCAGAGCGUGUGUGAGGAGGUCCCAGAGGCUCGUGUGGUGGCAGGACGGAACGAUGCCGCGGAUACACUGCUGGCUUUGUUUGAUUGCAAUUCCACCGCUAUAGUGACCUCUUGCAGCAAUUUACUAGUGUUGCUGUGUACCGACAAUAUCGAUAACCAGGACUUUGUAGGGGUCACAGGAAUGCAGCGACUUGUAGAGGUGUUGAAGCGACAACGGGAAGAUCCAGAGAGUGCAGCACGUGUACUAGCGCUAGUGAAAGCAGCUUGUGUCAAGCACGAGAACAACAAAGCGCACUUUACAAAAUCAGGUGGCAUUGAAGCUAUAUGCAGGUAUUUAGAGAGCGCAAAGGCUAACGAGGUGCUGUCGAAGCAAUUGGCGCUAUGCUUUCGAGUAUUGACUAUCAACGACGAUCCACGAGCGACGUUCUCGCAGGCGCAAGAUACCAUCAAGGCUCUCGUUGAGCGUAAUGUGAUUUCGUACAGCUUAGAUGUGCUGCGCCAAGUACGAUGCACUGAUGCAACACAGACAUCACCGGAUCUGCUCGUUAACUGGCUUGCAGUACUUAAGCAGCUCGCUGUAACUGAGGAAAACUGCCAACAGAUCGCCGAUCUAGAUGGGUUAACCAUUGUACAAGACGUCAUGCAAGCGUAUGAGCACAGCGCUCCCGUAGCCAAACGCUGUAUUACAGUUUUCAGGAACGUGGCGGCUGCGGAUGAUCUAAAGCGCGCGAUUCUUCAGUCUGGAGGUGUCGAACGGACUUUGCUGGUCAUGCGGCGCCAUGAAGCCGACGCAUCCAUCCAACAAAACGCGUGCGCAACGCUGGCUGCUAUUGCGCUGCGCUCUCCAGAGAAUAGUCGUGCACUAGUCGAGCUCGGGGCUAUUCGACGAAUCGCGCGAGCCAUGCAGGCUCAUCACCGUGACGUGGCUGUGCUCCGCCAAGCGAGUCUAGCAGUACGGAACAUGGUGGCUCGUAGUGUGGAGUUACGUUCGAGAUUCUUGCACGAUGAACCAGCGAUCGAGCCAUUGCUUCGCGACGCUCAGCAGUAUCGCGGCUGUGGUGACGAAGCCUACGCUGCUCUACGUGACUUGGGAUGCGAUAUUCAACUGUCUUCCUUCGGUGCUGCUGCAGCCUCUGCUGCUGCGUCAGGGUCCGUCAAGGCGCCUGCAAUCAAGCCACGCUUUAAUCCAGUUCAAGCCCAGUCUAACCAAUUGCUUGAGAGCGUAGAGGAAGCUGCAGUAGCUCCGUUUGCUAGCUAACAGAAACAACAAGGAACAGCUUGCAACAGAGUA